Molecule: messenger RNA, 1544 nt
Organism: Vespula vulgaris
Lineage: Eukaryota; Metazoa; Arthropoda; Insecta; Hymenoptera; Vespidae
Product: hsp70-binding protein 1-like
Exons: 5
Coding region: 337-1458 (373 amino acids)
Source: RefSeq, a predicted model, not a curated record
AUAUCUAUCUCUUGAAAGUGUUCACAAAGACAUCUGAAGUGAAGGUUCGAUUUACUUGUACAGUUGAAUAAACUUAACGUAGAUUUAAUAUUUAGUAAAAACUGAUAGAAAUUUAUGGAUCAUGGAGUGAAUUUAUAAUAGAUCUUUCGAGAAUGUCUGGGAAUGUUUUUUGCUCGAUAUCAAACGAUUUGUGUUCGUACGAAAGUAUAUACUAUUUGACCAGUGGACAUUUCAGUUGUACGAAGCAGCAAGAAAACGUAUACUUGGCAUUUUGUAUUUAUACGUGAUGUACUUUGGUUAUUAUACGGUAAAGAAAUUAAUGUAGUUUUUUGGUUCAUGGGUGCUUCACAUACGAGAAAAAGAAAUACCAAAAUGAACAGACCUACUUCAAAUUCUGAAAAAACAAGUGGAGAGAGUCAUCCUAGCAGUAGUGCAAGACCGUUAUCUAUAGAAGGACCACGUACUUCAAAUAAUCAAAUUCCACCACAACCAUUGCCAGAACAGCCAAGACAACCUACUGAUCUUCAAGGUCUUCUGCGAUUUGCUAUUGAAGCAUCUCAAGCAGAAGGUGUAACACAUGAGCCUCAAUUUCAACCUUUAGAUGAAGAAAAGAAAAAAUUCUUAACCGAAGCUUUAUCCUCAUUAACUGUAAAUGUGAUAGAAGAAUUGCAGAAAGCUAUAAAAAUUUUAUCAAAUGUUGUGGAUCUUCGACCUGAUGAUGAUUCCUUUAAAUAUGAUGCAGCUCUUGAGCGAAUUGCAGAUUUUGUGGAUAGUAUUGAUAUUGCCAAUGAUUUUUACAAAAUUGGUGGCUUUUCAAUAUUUGGUCCAUGUCUGAAUUCUUCUCACAGUAGCAUCAGGUGGAGAACAGCAGAUAUAAUUGCUGAGUUGACACAAAAUAAUCCAUUUUGUCAACAAAGAAUUUUAGAAUGUGGAUUAUUUCCAAUAUUGUUAGGAAUGGUAGAUAAGGAUCCUUCAGAAGCUGCAAGAAUCAAAUCUUUGUAUGCUAUAUCAUGUAUAGUAAGAGGACAACCAAUGUCUUUACAAUACAUAGACAAAAAUGAUGGUUAUUCUGUUCUUUUAAGAGCUAUGCAAAGUUCAGUAAAAAAAUUACAAAUAAAAUCUGCCUUUUUACUCUCAUCACUUUGCAACAAAGAUAAUUCAGAUAAUUUAAAAAUAACUUUUGUUAAUAUGGGAUUAAUUGAACAAGCAACUGGAUUAUUAGCAUCAGAUAAUAUUUCUCCAGAAAUAAGAGAGCAGUUAUUAAGUAUUCUUACUGGCUUAACAAACAAUACCUUUUUGCCAGCAUUACGAGAAUGUCGCAGACCAGAACUCUGUUUAAAAACAACACUUGAACAAUGUCUAAAAGAGUUAACACCAGAAAAUAAAGAAGAAAUAGAUAUGUGUCACCAAUUAUUAGACAAAAUAUUUUCUGAUAAUGAUAUUGUUGAAGAAAGAUAGUGGAAUAUAUUUCCGAUUGUAUUACAUGAAAUUAUGAUUGUAAAAACAAUUUAAUAACAAGGAUAACAAUGACAGUGCAUCUAGUA